Adineta steineri is the source of this 510-nucleotide messenger RNA. The record is from the annotation of a GenBank genome assembly. Lineage: Eukaryota; Metazoa; Rotifera; Eurotatoria; Adinetida; Adinetidae.
AUGUGUCGGUUUUGGUUCAAACUUAUUCUGGAUAUUCCAUUAAUUAAUAAAUAUGACUAUGUUAUGAGACUUGACGGUGAUUCAAAAGUAACGGGAGUUUGGUUUAAUGUUUUUGAUUUGAUGAAAAAUAAAACGGCGGUCAAUUUUGCUAACGUAGAAGAAGCAGAUCUCGAAGCUAUCUUACCUGGCCUGAUGAAACUGAAAACAUUUACACUUGACUAUCUAAAUAAAUCUGGAAUAAUUCCUAAAAAUCCGAUCAGAUUGACACGAGCUUUUGAUAUUCCCGGUCAAAUACGUUUACAUAAUACAAAUUUUGAUAUCUUCAAAGUCGAAUUUUUUAAAAGUCAACCAGUUACUCAUUGGAUCAAUGCUGUGGACGAAAGUUUUGGUAUAUUUCGAUAUCGGUGGGGAGAUCAUGUGCUCAGAUAUCUCACAACCGCGAUGUUUGCCACUCCAGACGAAGUACUUGUAAGAACAGAUUUCAAUCUGCCUUACUGUCAUCCAUGCUAA